Clonostachys byssicola is the source of this 3528-nucleotide messenger RNA. The record is from the annotation of a GenBank genome assembly. NCBI's taxonomy places the organism in Eukaryota, Fungi, Ascomycota, Sordariomycetes, Hypocreales, Bionectriaceae.
AUGGAAACAGUUCACAGGUUUACCGCCACAAAAUCACAAUACAUACGCAAGUUGGCAAGCUGGAAGAUUAAAAAGAACGCCACCUCGAUUGACUGGAAAAAGGCCGCCAUAAUUAUCGACAAGCGCAAGCGACAGGGCAAAGAGUCUGAAAUCUAUGUCGAUGGGAAACUGAUCCCUUCCAAGAAGAUGAAGAAGGAGACAGCAAGACAUUGGCCUUCUUAUCUAGAGAGUAUUGAGAUGUCAGCCCAUGAAAUAGAUCUGCCGGGAGAUUUUGUCGUUCAGACUCCACCAGCGACAACGCUUCAUCCCAUACAACCUCAUCGAUCAUCCUUCGCAGGGCCUGGUUUUGACAAUGUCCCGAUGGACCUUCUGACAAAUUUGCUCGUCGGAACCCAUGAUUCUACAACAAUUGCAACUGCAUCCCAGAUGCUUCAGCAUUAUGAUAGAAUAUUACCAUUGAAUCUAAGCGACAGAUUUCCGACGGCAGAUAACUCUCUGGGAGACGAAUCUUGGACUUAUUUCAUCCUUUGUCUUGCUUACCUCGCCUCGAAUAAUCUUCUCGAAAGCAAACAGAUUGGAGGCAUCCUUGAGUGGAUCGACAGCACAAAGAACGCCCAAUUAAUACAAGCUCUCCUUCAAUUGAAGGGUCCAACAAUCGAAUCCUGUGCCUCUGUUUUGUUUUCGGAAGCGGUUUGCAAUGGACCAGCCAGUAUAGUUCAGUUUUUCCUCCUGAAUGAGUAUGACCCAAAUACUCGAAUCCAUCAUCACUCUCUUGAGAUUGGAUCCACUGGACUGGAGAUUGCGAUCAUAAUGGGAAAUAAUUCAGUGAUAAGACUCCUCUUAAAACAUGGAGCUGAUCCAAACAAAUGUGGAGAUCGCCCACUUCACCCUGUUAUCCAGAAUGGAAACGAUGCUAACGAUAGCCUAUACAUUGCGAGUUACGGAAGCUUGUUAGCCUUAUAUAUUGACUACGAUUGUGACGAGGAUAUUAUCCAAUUGUUCCUUGAUGCCGGGGCAAACAUCGAUGGUGAAUCAGCUGGGCUAGUCAUGAAUGGAGAUGACGAGAAAGAUUAUUAUUUUAUCAACUAUGACAAUUCUCCUGAGGGUGUACCGCUUGUGAAAGCCGCUUACAGGGGUAAUACCCAAGUAGCACAAUUCCUACUUGAAGCAGGCGCGAAUGUAGAUCAGGUCGAUAUAAAGUGGGGAUCAGCGAUUCAAACUGCCGUCAAAAAUGGUGACAUGGAUAUGGCCGAACUGUUAGUCGAGGCUGGGGCGGAUAUCAACCUCAGCAAGGAACCAUAUAGCCACGCAUGGUUUUUCGAUGGCCCAGGACAUGUCCCAAUGAGGCUUUUUUCUCCGCUCCAGUUAGCGACAAGGGCCAGGAACUUUGAUAUGGUCCAGUAUUUGCUUCGAUGUAACGCUGAUACAAAUGGUCUUCCCGCUCUGGAUAUCAUUGAGAAGGCCCCCUAUGCAGAAGAUAUGGUUUGGGGGGAUUAUGAGACCCCGCUUAGUUAUGCUGUUCUUGAAAGCGACCUGGACAUUGCCACGCUACUUCUGGACUCAGGCGCAGACCCUAACGCCGUUUCCUUACAUGGACAUACAGCGCUUGGGGCUGCAUGCAGAGAAGAGAACCUUUGGCAGCCAGAUAUGGUGAAGUUGCUCCUGGACAAUGGGGCAGAGCCUCAAUGUCACCUGGGCCCAGAGCUACAGCUUGCAAUUCUCCACGGGGAUCUGAUCUUGGUUGACGAUUUGCUCCAAAAGGGAGUGGAUAUCAACGCUCCUCCAUAUUUCAAAGGAAAGAGAACUGCAUUACAAGCUGCAGCAGAAACCGGAAAUGCCUCGCUCUUUAAUUAUCUUUUAUUUUUGGGCGCAGACUUCAAUUCGCCUGGCGCCGGCGAGAAAAUCCUGUCAUGUCUACAGGCUGCCAUGCUUUCGGGAAAUGAUGAGAUUAUCAAGAUGAUCUUAAAGUAUGGCGGAGCUGCAACGGCGGAAUCCAUAUUAUGCGCCGUCAAGAUACGUUCUUCCAAGAUGAUAGACCUUCUGAUGGGGCUGGGGGCGGAUGUGAACACGCCCGGUAUCGCUGACUUAAGUCUAGACUUCGGGCCCCAGCUUGUAACACCUCUUGUCUUGGCUAUAGACGCCAAAGAUUUCGAUAUGGUCCAUACGCUUCUACGGUCAGGGGCUAACGUGUCCCAUAUAUACUGUGAAUCUGAGUCAAUUUUACCUUUGCACCAGGCUAUUCGUGCGCGCGAUUUGCGUAUCACGAGAACAUUGCUCUCACAUGGAUCUGACCCCAACCAAGUCGAACCAUUUUCUGGAGAGACCGGCCUUGGCACGGCCACAAGCUCCUGUGUUAAUUACUGGAGCCAUCCAAUAUCAUUUGAUGAGAAGCGGCUGGAUCUCAAGUCGAUGACCGCCAUCAUUCGUGAGCUGAUAGAUCACAAGGCGGAUGUUAACCUGAUGACCAAAGGGAGGUACCUACUCGAAGACGUGAUCAUGAACGACGAAUUGUUGAAGAUAUUUAUUGAAGCUGGAGCUGAUAUCCAUGCCCUGGGGGGUAUCUCGUUAGCAAGAGCCAUUUGUAGGGGCUCCAGCGCGACUAGAUUGUUGCUCGACUUUGGUGUUGAUCUGAAUCGCCCAGAUCAAAAGUGCGGAACACCACUUCAGGCUGCCAUCACGGUCGGGAAUUUUGGCCUGGUUUCAGAGUUGUUCGAAAGGGGCGCCGAUGUUAAUGCCGGUCUCAACAACUUGCUUGCCUAUGCUAUCGAUUUGCAACAGUUACACAUCGUUGAGCUCUUGCUUGAAAAGGGCGCGAAUACGAAUGGUAUCAGUUUGUCGAAGCAUGAUUGGUUUUGCUAUGGAAGACAAAGGCCGAGUUCCUAUGUAGGAGAUAGGACAGCGUUGGUGGCAGCGGCUGAGCAAAACAAUUUUGACCUUGUCAAGGCUCUGAUUGAACGAGGAGCGAACGUGGAAGCAGACAACGCGCAACGAGGCUCCAGUCCACUUCAAGCGGCAUCGAUCAAUGACAACUUACCGAUGGUUCGGUUGUUGCUUGAGAAUGGUGCAGAGGUAAAUGCCAAGCCACGAGGCUCUAGGCUUGAUGAAACGUCUACGUCCUCGAAAGUCUGGAGCUCUGGCCGUAGGACUGCGCUUCAAGCUGCGAGCGAGAAUCGGAAUUUACAAUUGGCUAAACUUCUUAUUGAAAGAGGCGCAAAAGUCAACAUGAAACCUUAUGAGGACGAGGGAGCAACAGGUCUGCAGCUUGCUGCUAAAAAUGGGGAUAUCCAAAUGGCUGUACUCCUUCUUGAGCAUGGGGCAGAUAUCAAUGGCCCUAGGGCUUCUCGAAAUGGCCGAACAGCCCUUGAGGGAGCAGCAGAGCAUGGCCGGCUUGAUAUGGUUCACCUCUUGUUGCAGAAUGACCAGGAUGAGACGGAUCUUGAAGUAAGGUGUGAAGAGGCUGCCAAAUAUGCGGAGAGGAGGGGCCAUCUAAUCAUUGCGAAAAUUCUGAGCGAAUGGACACAUAGGUAA